CCCGCGCAGGACAGCGAAGCCGCGCGGCGCGAGGAAAAUAGUGCGCAGCGGAGUGAUCCGAACGCCGGGGCGGAGCACCGGAGGCCAUAUAAGGAAAAAUGCAGAUCUUCGUCAAGACUCUGACGGGCAAGACCAUCACCCUUGAGGUCGAGCCCAGUGACACCAUUGAGAAUGUCAAAGCCAAGAUCCAGGACAAGGAAGGCAUCCCUCCUGACCAGCAGAGGUUGAUCUUUGCUGGCAAGCAGCUGGAAGAUGGCCGUACCCUCUCUGACUACAACAUCCAGAAAGAAUCCACUCUUCACCUGGUGCUGCGCCUCAGGGGUGGGAUGCAGAUCUUUGUGAAGACCCUGACAGGCAAGACCAUCACCCUUGAGGUCGAGCCCAGUGACACCAUUGAGAAUGUCAAGGCCAAAAUCCAAGACAAGGAAGGCAUCCCUCCUGACCAGCAGAGGUUGAUCUUUGCUGGCAAGCAGCUGGAAGAUGGCCGUACCCUCUCUGACUACAACAUCCAGAAAGAAUCUACCCUGCAUCUCGUGCUGCGCCUCAGGGGUGGGAUGCAGAUCUUUGUGAAGACCCUGACAGGCAAGACCAUCACCCUUGAGGUCGAGCCCAGUGACACCAUUGAGAAUGUCAAGGCCAAAAUCCAAGACAAGGAAGGCAUUCCCCCAGACCAGCAGAGGCUGAUCUUUGCUGGCAAGCAGCUGGAAGAUGGCCGUACCCUCUCUGACUACAACAUCCAGAAGGAGUCAACUCUGCACCUUGUCCUGCGCCUGCGGGGUGGUAACUGAGCCAGCAGGUUGUUGCUUCCAAAUAAAAGGUUCCCUGCACUUGUUCAUUCCAAUAAAGCUGUUGC
Messenger RNA from Cinclus cinclus, 853 nucleotides. Its product is annotated as polyubiquitin-B. Gene Ontology annotation, cellular component: cytoplasm; nucleus. Lineage: Eukaryota; Metazoa; Chordata; Aves; Passeriformes; Cinclidae. Bases 99 to 788 code for a protein of 229 amino acids. Gene Ontology annotation, molecular function: ubiquitin protein ligase binding; protein tag activity. Gene Ontology annotation, biological process: protein ubiquitination; modification-dependent protein catabolic process. The transcript has 2 exons. The record is from RefSeq and is a predicted model, not a curated record.